Messenger RNA from Symbiodinium natans, 313 nucleotides. Lineage: Eukaryota; Dinophyceae; Suessiales; Symbiodiniaceae. The record is from the annotation of a GenBank genome assembly.
AUGCCCUUAAGAGCGACAGGUGUACCCGGUCAGAACGAUCGGCUCACCAUCCUGGUGACGACCUCUCCGAUUCCAUCUCACCCAUCGCCGGUGCUGUUGAGGACGAUUGCUCGAAGCAUUAGGGCGACGCCCGCAGAGCUCCAGCGCAGCGCGAAACCUCAAGUGUGCGAUGGGUUCAAGCCUCCGGAUGGAAGAAAGCAGCUCUGCGAGAAGGAGGCCUACGAGGGCUUCCUGGCCGCUGCCGAGGACCAGCAAGUCUCAGUUCGACAGCUCAGCACGGCACUACUCAGAGUUGCUGCGCGGCACUCCCCAC